CAUGCGCCUCGCUUACAGUCGGGAAGUAGAAGCACUUCCUCCUUCCUACCUCUCCUUGUUCUGAAACCAGCCUCUUAACACGGAUCACUUCAAUGGCGAGCCAGGCGCCCUUCACGGCUCCGAAACACUGACUUCUUCUGAGGGCGGGGGUUGGAAGGUCAGACCCUAACGCAGGAGCGGAUGUCAAGCCGGUUUCAGCCCUGAAAGCCUCUCCGUUUUAGUGCGUAAAAAGUGACCCGGAGUGAAAAGAACAAUGGCUGCGACGUAGCGCAACUUUUGGAUCCAGGGGUUGGAUGAUCGAGAGUGGGACUCCGUCGGUGCUGCUGGUGACUUUUGCGGACUAGAAGGAGAAUUGGAGCAGGACUUUUCAUCAUGAAGAAGCAGUUUAAUCGCAUGAGGCAGCUGGCCAACCAGACCGUUGGAAGAGCUGAAAAAACUGAGGUCCUGAGCGAUGACCUCCUUCAGAUCGAGAAGCGGAUGGAGCUGGUGCGGUUUGUGUCGCACAACACGCACAAGAGGCUGGUGUCCUGUCUGCAGGGUCAACUUGGCACCGACACGGAGAAAAGACAUAAAAAGCUGCCGCUGAUGGGGCUCUCCCAGACCAUGCAGGAAGGUGGUGUUCAGCUGGGGGACGAGAGUGUGAUUGGCAAGAUGUUAGAGGUGUGUGGCGAGACAGAAAGCCGGUUAUCCACCGAACUUCUGCAGCAUGAGUUGCAGAUUGAAAGAGAUAUUCUGGAUCCUCUCAACCAGCUGGCAGAGGUGGAGAUUCCUAACAUACUGAAACAGAGGAAACAGCUCGCCAAACUGGUUCUGGACUAUGACUCGGCGAAGACGAGGUGGUUUCAGGCAACAAAGUCCUACAACCAGGCCAUGACCUCUAAGGUAGACUCGCUCAAGGAUGAGAUGGACGAAGCUCUUAAUAAAGUGGAAAUAUGCAAGGACCAGCUGUCUGCAGAUAUGUACAGCUUUGCCUCAAAAGAGGGUGAAUACGCACGCUACUAUGUCAUGUUAUUAGAAGCCCAGGCAGAGUAUCACAGGAGGUCUCUGGCUGCUCUUGAAGCAGCUAUUCCCAACAUCCAAACGCAGCAAGAUUCGUGGAUGGAGAAGCCCGCAUUCGGCACGGAGCUGGAGGAGCACCUCAAGAGGAGCAACCGAGAGAUCGCUCUGCCACUAGAGGCCUGCGUCAUGAUGCUGCUGGAGACUGGCAUGAGGGAAGAGGGACUCUUCCGGAUCGCUGCUGGAGCUUCAAAGCUUAAAAAGCUGAAAGCAGCGUUGGAUUGCUCCACUUCGCAGCUCGAGGAGUUCUACUCAGAUCCACACGCAGUCGCUGGAGCCCUGAAGUCCUACCUCAGGGAACUACCCGAGCCGCUAAUGACGUUUAGCCUGUACGAUGAAUGGAUACAGGCCUCCAACAUAUCUGACUCCGACAAGAGGCUUCAGGCUCUUUGGGUGACAUGUGACCAUUUGCCGAAGGCUCACAAAGCUAACUUCAAGUACCUGGUGAAGUUCCUGGCUAAACUGGCUCAGGAAAGUGAGGUCAAUAAAAUGACUCCCAGCAACAUCGCCAUCGUCCUGGGGCCAAACCUGCUCUGGGCAAAAACAGAGGGGACGCUGGCAGAGAUGGCAGCAGCUACGUCUGUCCACGUUGUGGCCAUCAUCGAACCAAUCAUCCAACAUGCUGAUUGGUUUUUCCCUGAAGAGGUGGACUUCAAUGUUUCAGGCAUGUUUUCCAUGCCGAGCCACCCACCGACCCCAGACCUGGAACCCGGGCUGGACAGGAAGCGCCCCGGCAGCACUGGGCAUGAGGGGGACGCUCACACGCCCCGUAAAGACAGCCCUGUUAACAAACAUCCGGAGCCCGCUCCACGCAGAACCGGCACUGUAAAUAGAAAGCAGACACAGCUAACCUCACCCACCUUCAAACCCACACUGCCCCCUCUGGAAACCGGGGGUCCCUACCUGCCCGAGCCGCAGUCCCCCCAGGUUCAGUCGCCAACUCCGGAGGUGCAGCAGCCGGGUCUGAGCGCUGCCGCUGGUGCUGGUGGUGGCGGUGAGGCUCAGGGGGGUGGGGUCCAGGCAGCUGCAGUGCAGCGUCAGGUUGUAACGCAGCUCAGCGCAGAGGACAGCAGCCACGCCCGUGAGCCCAUGUCCACCCCUCCUCUGCAGAGGAACGGUUCGCCUCAUCUUACGGUCGGAACCCCGCACUCACAGGGGGGGUCAAGAGGGCCGAGUCCACAUAUGGUCCGCAGAGGCACCAAAAAGCAGGCGCCACCUCCGCCCAAACAGCCCAGCCCGUUCGCCUCUCAGUCCAGCAGCCCCCAGCCGCCCGGCUCUCCCUGUCACCCGCCCCUCGCGUCUCGUCGUCACUCCAGCAAAGAUUUCAUCCAUGCACCGAGCCACCCACCGCCGCAGCCUCCUCAAGCCCACCAGCCCGCGCCGGGAGACCCCGAGCCAUCGCCACCAAGAACUCCCACUCCUCCUGAUACUCCGCCGCUAAACCCCACUGGAUCUCUGCCUCGCCCUGCCAAGCCCGCCCCGAAACCCAGACCGCGACCGAGCAUGCCGCCGCCCCCACAGCCUGCAGCCAAUGACAACGGUAAUGGCGUCUGCGGCUCUGCGUCCAAGGUCAUAACAGAUGGAGGCCUGGUUAUAAAGGGGAUUGGAAGAGCUUUUAUCCCUCAGGUGAUCGAGGAGCAACAAGUGAAGGGUUCUGCUGGUCAAGAGCCCACCUCCACUUUGACCCUGCAUCCAAACCUCCAUAUCGAGACAGAGAACACUCCUCUGUAGAAGAUUCUCCAGCUUUUAUCGUCAAUCUGAGACAAAGCAUCAGUUCUACCUACAUGAUGCCAAUAACUUUUUUUUAAUUUUUUUUUGUCUGCUUCACUGAGUCAAACCAGAAGCCUCGUUGUACGGUGGAGUCUUAAACCACAAAGCCCCUGUGCUGCCAUCCCUUGCAACAUUGAACUCUUUUUGCUGCAUGUUCUGCUGGGCGUUCAGAGAUUGGGUCGAGGAACCAACGUUUAAAAGUCCUCAAUUAUAUAGCAGCUUAACUAAAGGAAAAAAAAAAAGAGUGCUGGAAAAGUUUCACUUUAUUUGUACCUUUCUUCUUUUUAUGCCAAAGUGUCAAAGCGAGACGUUUCGUUUGGAGACUUGUAUCUCGGUGCGGUUUCAGCUUUUUUCAUUUUAGCCUGCGACAUAUCGAGGAGAAGAUUUGAAUUCAAACUGUCGUCUAUUUAUCAUGAAACUAAACUGUAUUUUCUUUCCAACUUCUGCGGUUUGAUCUCACCUAAUGUGAUGUUCACACUCUGCAGGAAGGUAUUAAGGAAUGGCUAAAGGGCCAAAGAUAAUUUUGACUUGUUUGGCACACAGUAAGAGUUGCAAAGACCAAAUAGUUUUGGGAAGGGUGCAAUAAGAAAUGCAGUUGUCUUCCACUGAUGGCCUGUUCAGAGCAUGUUGCCGCCAUUUCAGGCGGAUUUACAGAAAUAUCUUAUAGGGUGGGCUUUGAUUGUUUUCUUACUUUUAAUCAGGAUUUAUUUUUUUUUGAUAUUCACUUAGCUGAUUUUUAAAUGUGGAAAAAGUACUAUUUGAUGCUUCACGAUUUGCUUUUAUUGUUAAAAGGGACUAUCUUGUUUUUGUAACCAAUCACUCUUAAUCCAAAUUCAAAGCUUCGAACAAAUACGGGAAAACAAUUAAAAUCCUUUUUUUGAGUACGA
Molecule: messenger RNA, 3713 nt
Organism: Fundulus heteroclitus (mummichog)
Lineage: Eukaryota; Metazoa; Chordata; Actinopteri; Cyprinodontiformes; Fundulidae
Gene: arhgap17b
Product: Rho GTPase activating protein 17b
Exons: 20
Coding region: 373-2787 (804 amino acids)
Biological process (GO): signal transduction; regulation of actin cytoskeleton organization; positive regulation of GTPase activity
Cellular component (GO): intracellular anatomical structure; cytosol; cytoplasm
Molecular function (GO): protein binding; GTPase activator activity
Source: RefSeq, a predicted model, not a curated record